GGGGUGGUAUCUUACGGGCCUCAAUUCCGAAGGGGGCUUCCAACCUCUCAAAUUUGUCGAGUUCCGAAUCCUCAAACCGCGAUGGCUCCCGUCCUCCUCCUCCUCCUCCUCCUCCUCCUCCGCUCUCUCUUCCUGGUAAGAGCUCCAUGCCCAUCUUUCCUCGUUUACAAAUAGCACCUGCCUUGAGUUCCGGUCCUCCCUUGAAUGAAUCUUAUCGGUUGGCGCACUCGAUUCCUUCGAUUGUUCCUUCGGAACCUCGUCCAAUCCCCUCGAAGAACCAAGUUUCACUUGGGUUCCGGGGAAUUCACGCAAACCCAUCUAGAUUUUGUGGUCUUUGUUUCUUAAUUAUCUCUCGAUUCAGGGAAUUACUGAGAGCAUCUCAGAACCGGUGGGAAAUUCAUCUAAAACUGUUGUCUUCUCUUACUCCUCUCAUCUUCUCCUGCAAAGUUGUCUCUUUGGAAUCCCUCGACAUCCGCUUCAAGCUCUGAGAUACCUAAGUGUAAUACCAAAUUGAGCUCUCUGUAGUGCCAAUUUGAUUUGAGAAAUAGGUUUCCUUGGAGACCGGACCCUAGGUUUCAUGGAUGCCCUCCUCAGAAUCCACAGCAGGCUUGAAUUGCUGCACCCGGUUCACGGCCUUGCGGAAAGGCAGGGCCUUUCUCACUCCGGAAAGCUUCAGCGGCAGGACCGCAGAGCUUCCUGUAGGAGAUCCCACCGGAAAUGGGCUGAGAAAGGGUUGGCUCGAGCUGGCAGCAAUGCCCUUCUGGAACUCGUGCCCGAAACCAAGAAAGAGAACCUUGAAUUUGAUCUCCCCUUGUACGACCCCUCGAAAGGUCUCACCCUGGACCUUGCAGUUGUCGGCGGCGGCCCUGCAGGGCUCGCCGUGGCCCAGCAGGUCUCCGAGGCAGGCCUCUCAGUCUGCUCCAUCGACCCAUCCCCCAAACUUAUCUGGCCUAAUAACUAUGGUGUCUGGGUUGAUGAAUUUGAAGCCUUGGACCUUCUUGAUUGCCUUGAUGCCACCUGGCCUGGUGCAGUGGUUUAUGUGGAUGACCUCAAGAAGAAGCUUCUCGGUCGGCCUUAUGCUCGGGUCGAUCGCAAGCAGCUCAAAUCGAAGAUGAUGCAGAAAUGUGUAUCCAAUGGUGUCCGGUUCCAUCCAGCAAAGGUUGUCAAGGUGAUUCAUGAGGAGUCGAAAUCAUUGCUAAUUUGUAAUGAUGGUGUCACAAUUCAGGCCACCGUGGUUCUUGAUGCCACUGGAUUUUCAAGGUGUCUUGUGCAGUAUGAUAAGCUUUACAAUCCUGGGUACCAGGUGGCUUAUGGAAUUUUGGCAGAAGUGGAAGAACACCCAUUCGAUUUGGACAAGAUGGUCUUCAUGGAUUGGAGAGAUUCACAUCUCACAGAUGGGACAGCUUUGAAAGAGAGAAACUGCAGAGUUCCAACUUUUUUGUAUGCGAUGCCAUUUUCUUCAACAGGGAUAUUUCUGGAAGAGACUUCCUUGGUUGCUCGUCCUGGUUUGCGAAUGGAGGAUAUACAGGAAAGGAUGGUGGCUAGAUUGAGGCACUUAGGUAUCAAAGUUAAGAGCAUUGAAGAAGAUGAGAGAUGUGUGAUUCCUAUGGGAGGCCCUCUUCCGGUGCUUCCACAAAGGGUUGUUGGAAUAGGGGGGACUGCAGGCAUGGUUCACCCAUCAACAGGUUACAUGGUAGCAAGGACGCUAGCCGCGGCUCCGAUUGUUGCAAACUCAAUUGUUCGGUUCCUUGGUUCUGAUCAUGAUCUUUCAGGUAAUGAACUGUCCGCAGAGGUUUGGAAGAAUCUGUGGCCCAUUGAAAGGAGAAGGCAAAGGGAGUUUUUCUGCUUCGGUAUGGAUAUCCUGCUUAAACUUGACUUGCAAGGAACAAGGAGGUUUUUUGAUGCUUUUUUUAAUUUAGAGCCUCACUACUGGCAUGGUUUUCUGUCAUCAAGAUUGUUUCUUCCUGAGCUUGUAUUUUUUGGGCUUUCUCUGUUCUCACAUGCUUCAAAUACUUCUAGGUUAGAAAUCAUGGCCAAGGGUACGCCUCCUUUAGUUAAUAUGAUUAAGAACUUGUUGCGGGAGAAAAAUUAGUUGACAAGAGGAGCCGGUUUUCUUGUAACUGCAAUAUUGUAUCUAUGACCUGUAUCUAAAUCUCUUUCCCAUCAAUUUAUAUCUAAUACUGCUUUCAGUUAGUUA
Phoenix dactylifera (date palm) is the source of this 2197-nucleotide messenger RNA. Its product is annotated as lycopene beta cyclase, chloroplastic. Gene Ontology annotation, molecular function: oxidoreductase activity, acting on paired donors, with incorporation or reduction of molecular oxygen. The record is from RefSeq and is a predicted model, not a curated record. Lineage: Eukaryota; Viridiplantae; Streptophyta; Magnoliopsida; Arecales; Arecaceae. Gene Ontology annotation, biological process: carotenoid biosynthetic process.